GUCGACUUACAAGCUAGGGACGAUGGAGGACGCCUCUCGUAGUCUUGAAUUUAAAACCUGAAUACUCAUGGUUACUAUUCGUCCACUCUUUCUCGUCAUCUUCCUUCUCCAGCAUGGCCGAGGCAAGCGCGUCUUCUGAGGACAUCGCACAUGGUGAUCUCUGCCCAAUCUGCCAGCUUCUGUUAUUCACACCAGUGAGGACACGCUGCAAUCAUCUGCUGUGCGCAUCCUGUAUGGCGCAGUGGGCCGAUGCCUCAACCACGAACCAAAUCGAGGCGUCUAGUUGGGACAUCGAACUUGAAGAGUUUGAUCCCAACUACGAUCCAUCCUACGACCUCGAAGCGAAUUGCCCAAUGUGUCGGACGCACACAGCAGCCUCGCCCGACCACACUCUGGCUACGCAGCUGGAGCAGAAGUACCCCGCGACAUACGCCGAAAGACGCACUGAGGAGGAGGUCGACCGAGGCAGCAGAAUCGGGCAGAAUGGUGUAGAGGGCAUCAUGGUCCUGAUAGGCAACAAGCACAGGUUGAUCCGAGGGGGUGAGGAUGCAAACCAGCACGACUGGACGUUCUUCGUUCGAACGUCGAGGCCAGACCUGGUGGAGGAGGUGCGCGUAGAGUUGCACCCCACCUUUCGUCCACCACGCGUCAUCCUGCGUCGUGCGCCCUACGAAGUUCGCCGGCUGGGUUGGGGCUAUUUCACACUCGAAGCCGAAAUCGUUCUCAAAGCGCCGUACACCUGGAUCGUUGACAAUUCUGGAACAACGCAACGCGGCCUUGGGCUUACAUGGACUCUGAACUUCACAGAUCGAGGGCGACAAGGGAGGGUCCGGGCGAAGGUCAAAAGGCUCGGAGAUGAGGGAGGGCGAAGGCUGCGUACCAGAGCAGCACCAGCGCCAGUGCCCAAUGAUGACGAGGAUGAAGAAGAGGAUGAAGACUACGAGUCGGUUGACGAAGAUUUGUCUGAGGACGAAGAAGAGGACAUUAGCGAAUUCGUGGAGACACCGAGAGGGCGGUAGGACCUGUAUUUGGACGCUGCACCCUAGGAGUUCCACUCGAUGACCUGCUGUAGGAACAGAGAGUGCUCACUGACAGAAUGUGACUGUCCGGUGCGCCGGUAUCGCCACAUGCAGUCUGUACAACGCAUCUAUUACGAACUUUACUCAGCGUCGCCUCGGCCUGAAAUGCAGACCCACGUCGAUUGACAGUAUUGCGAUGCUUCUGUGAUUUCGGGCUGACCAAGGCGGCAGCCUCAGCCACUCAUCUGUACCCUGGGCAGCCUUAAAUAAGCCCUGGCAUGCAGAUUGACGCAGCUGCGGUCUGUGUACAGCUUACACUCCAUUGACUCACCAUAUCGUCCAUUAACAUUCUCUGGCGGAGAGCUGACAGUGACUGGCUUUGGAUUCAAUCGCAGUGCAUGCUCACCAACUCAGUCACAAGCUCGGUCGACUCAUGGGCCCUUUCUUACAUGCUUUAGAGACCCAAAGCUCAAGCGUGC
Molecule: messenger RNA, 1498 nt
Organism: Didymella exigua CBS 183.55
Lineage: Eukaryota; Fungi; Ascomycota; Dothideomycetes; Pleosporales; Didymellaceae
Exons: 3
Coding region: 114-1019 (301 amino acids)
Biological process (GO): proteasome-mediated ubiquitin-dependent protein catabolic process; regulation of DNA-templated transcription
Cellular component (GO): nucleus
Molecular function (GO): ubiquitin protein ligase activity
Source: RefSeq, a predicted model, not a curated record